Molecule: messenger RNA, 2131 nt
Organism: Seriola aureovittata
Lineage: Eukaryota; Metazoa; Chordata; Actinopteri; Carangiformes; Carangidae
Product: ankyrin repeat domain-containing protein 13C-like
Exons: 13
Coding region: 443-2014 (523 amino acids)
Cellular component (GO): cytoplasm
Molecular function (GO): protein binding
Source: RefSeq, a predicted model, not a curated record
UUCAUUGUACCGUGUGAGUUUUGCCGCAAAGCAAAUAGAAUCGAUACCCUUUUAAAACGUAUUGCUAAGAAGCGAUGGAAGAGACAACGAUGUAGUAAUUUGCUGUUCGUUCUUAUUAGCUGUGUCUCGAUUUAGUGCGUGUGUGUUUUGUUAUGUUUAGCAUUAUUUUCUAUUUUCAUCGCCGCACCCACCGUAUUCAUUUUUUAUUGUGGGCUAGCUAGCUACCAAACUGUGCUGGGAGCUAAUGUUGGCUGUGGAGCCGGGCAGCAGGUGUAACGUUAUUUGAAUAACACACAGCGACCAGCUGCGAAAAAAGCUUAACUUGCCACGACGCUGGAUUUAAAUUAUAUUUGCGGGUAUUGCUGAUGCUGACUCGCUCCCAGAUUUCUUCAUUAGCCUGUAGCAUAUUGGUUAGUUAACCUGGUAGCGUACGACAGUCAUCAUGACAGGUGAGAAGAUACGCACCAUGCGAAAGGACCACAACAAACCAAACAAAAAUGACGAGAUAAUGGACACGUACGAUGAGACCUCAAACGGGACUAUCCCUAACGGUACCAGUAACCAUUUCAAGUCCAACAAGGCUUUUCAAAAAUCGGCCAAAACCUCCGUACUGCAGCAGCAACAGCAGCUCAAUGCAAACAACAUUAACGGCAAUCCAUCAUCAAUUGGCACAAUUGUCAAUGAUAAUAAUAAGAAUCCAAUAAUCUUGACAAGUGAGGACUUGGAGUUCCCUGUUCAUGAAUGCGUGUUCAAGGGGGAUGUGCGUCGGCUCUCCUCUCUCAUCAGGACCCAUAGCAUCUCUCAGAAAGAUGUACAUGGGAACACGCCUCUUCACCUGGCUGUGAUGCUGGGCCACAGAGAAUGUGCCCUCCUUCUGCUGGCCCAUAAUGCACCUGUAAAGAUAAAGAACGCACAGGGAUGGAGUCCUCUAGCAGAAGCCAUCAGCUACGGCGACAGGCAAAUGAUCACAGCAAUACUGCGGAAGUUAAAGCAGCAAUCCAGGGAGAGUGUGGAGGAUAAAAGGCCAAAAUUACUGAAGGCUCUCAGGGAGCUUGGUGACUUUUAUCUGGAGCUGCAUUGGGAUUUUCAGAGCUGGGUGCCUUUGUUGUCCCGGAUGCUGCCAUCUGAUGCUUGUAAAAUCUACAAGCAGGGAAUCAAUAUUAGACUUGACACCACUCUCAUUGACUUCACUGAUAUGAAAUGUCAGCGCGGAGAUCUUAGUUUCAUUUUCAACGGUGAUGCUACACCCUCCCAGUCCUUUGUGGUUCUGGACAACGAAGCGAAAGUGUACCAAAGAAUACACCACGAGGAGUCAGAGAUGGAGACUGAAGAAGAGGUGGAUAUUCUGAUGAGCAGUGACGUCUACUCCGCUACUCUGUCAACCAAGUCCAUCACUUUCUCCCGUAGUCAGAUCGGCUGGCUCUUCAGAGAGGAUAAAACAGAGAGAGUAGGAAACUUCCUGGCUGACUUCUAUGCAGUAAACGGUCUGAUGCUAGAGUCGAGGAAACGGCGAGAGCACCUCAGUGAGGAGGACAUCCUGAGGAACAAAGCCAUUAUGGAGAGCUUGAGUAAAGGAGGCAGUAUCAGUGAACAGAACUUUGAGCCUGUGAGGAGGCAGUCCCUCACAGCUCCAGCCCCCAACACAAUUUCCUGGGAAGAGUACAUCACUGCAGAGCACGGAAAGCCACCUCAUCUUGGGAGAGAGCUUGUGUGCAAGGAAAGCAAGAAGAACUUCAAAGCCACUGUUGCCAUGAGCCAGGAUUUUCCUCUAGGCAUUGAGUCGUUACUAAAUGUGUUGGAGGUCAUAGCCCCGUUCAAGCACUUCAACAAACUCCGAGAGUUUGUUCAGAUGAAGCUUCCGCCUGGGUUUCCAGUCAAACUCGACAUCCCCGUCUUCCCCACGAUCACAGCAACUGUCACCUUUCAGGAAUUUCGCUACGACGAAUUUGAAGAGUCGACUUUCUUCAUCCCUGCUGAAUACAAAGAAGAUCCCAGUCGCUUCCCAGACCUCUGACCAGUAAACGCAACUGACCUGAUCAACAGGAAAUGACCAGCGAGUAAAUAUGUUGGGGAAACACAAAUGAGGAAUCUUGCAUUGUUUAUUUCCUAUAUUUCUCCAUUUAAAAGAAAA